AAGCCGUGCCUGGGGACGCAGGGAGCACCCGGAAGUGACGCGCGGCCAGCGGAAGUCCCGCCCGCACGUCCGCGGCUCCCUGUCCCUCGUGGCGGGUCGCCGGCAUGGCGCGCUACAACUUCAAGAAGAUCACGGUGGUGCCGUCCGCCAAGGACUUUAUUGACCUGACGUUAUCGAAGACUCAACGGAAGACUCCAACAGUUAUCCAUAAACAUUACCAAAUCCAUCGCAUUAGACAUUUUUAUAUGAGGAAAGUCAAAUUUACUCAACAGAAUUACCAUGACAGACUCUCACAGAUUCUAACAGAUUUCCCCAAAUUGGAUGACAUCCAUCCAUUUUAUGCUGAUUUGAUGAACAUUCUCUAUGACAAGGAUCAUUACAAGUUGGCUCUAGGACAAAUAAAUAUUGCCAAAAACUUAGUGGACAAUGUGGCUAAGGAUUACGUGCGGCUCAUGAAGUACGGAGACUCUCUGUACCGCUGCAAGCAGCUGAAACGCGCGGCCCUCGGGCGGAUGUGCACGAUCAUCAGGAGACAGAAGCAGAGUUUGGAAUAUUUGGAGCAAGUGCGGCAGCAUCUGUCCCGUCUGCCAACUAUUGAUCCGAAUACCAGGACCCUGCUCCUGUGUGGAUACCCGAAUGUUGGCAAGUCCAGCUUCAUCAAUAAGGUGACGAGAGCCGAUGUGGAUGUCCAGCCCUAUGCGUUUACGACCAAGUCUCUGUUUGUGGGGCACAUGGAUUAUAAGUAUCUGCGUUGGCAGGUUGUAGACACUCCGGGGAUUUUGGACCACCCUUUGGAGGAUCGGAACACCAUUGAGAUGCAGGCCAUCACAGCCCUGGCUCACCUGCGCGCCGCGGUUCUGUACGUGAUGGACCUGUCUGAGCAAUGUGGCCACGGGCUGAAGGAGCAGCUGGAGCUCUUCCAGAACAUCAAACCUCUCUUUAUCAACAAGCCUCUUAUAGUUGUAGCAAACAAAUGCGACGUGAAGAGGAUAGCUGAGCUUUCUGAAGAUGAUCAGAAAAUAUUUGCAGAUUUGCAGGCUGCAGGAUUUCCUGUGGUUGAGACUAGCACCCUGACGGAGGAAGGGGUUAUUCAAGUGAAAACAGAGGCUUGUGACAGGCUCCUGGCUCAUCGAGUUGAAACCAAAAUGAAAGGAAAUAAAGUGAACGAGGUGCUGAACAGGCUGCAUCUGGCCGUGCCGAACAAGAGAGACGACAAGGAGAGGCCCCCUUUCAUCCCUGAGGGAGUGGUGGCACGCAGGAAGAGAAUGGACAUUGGGGAGCCCAGGAGGAAACGGGAACGAGACCUUGAAGUGGAGCUGGGAGAUGAUUAUGUUUUGGACCUUCAGAAGUACUGGGAUCUGAUGAACUCCUCUGAGAAACACGAUAAGAUACCUGAAAUCUGGGAAGGCCAUAACGUAGCUGAUUAUAUUGAUCCCGACAUCAUGCAGAAACUGGAAGAGUUAGAAAAAGAGGAAGAGCUAAGGACAGCAGCAGGGGAGUAUGACAGCGAGUCUGACAGUGAGGACGAAGAGAUGGGGGAGAUCCGCCAGCUGGCGAAGCAAAUUCGGGAAAAAAAGAAACUGAAAAUUCUGCAGUCCAAGGAGAAGAACACACAGGGCCCCAGGAUGCCUCGGACCGCUAAGAAGGUUCAGCGCAAAGUCUUGGAGGAUGAGAUGCGCAGUCUUGGUGUUGACAUGGAUGACAAAGACAAUGCCCAUUAUGCAGUCCAGGCCAGGAGGUCCCGGAGCAUUACUAGGAAGAGGAAACGGGAGGAUUCUGUCCCACCCACGUCUGUAGCCCACAGCCGCAGCUGCUCUCGGACUCCGCGGGAUGUCUCUGGCCUUCGGGACGUCAAGAUGGUGAAGAAAGCCAAGACUAUGAUGAAGAAUGCUCAGAGGAAGAUGAACCGCCUGGGGAAGAAAGGAGAAGCAGACAGACACGUAUUCGAUAUGAAGCCCAAGCACUUGCUCUCCGGAAAGAGGAAAGCCGGGAAAAAGGACAGGCGGUAGUGGCUUCUGCACCUGCAGCGGUCUGGCUGGUCGGGGUGGUGCCCAGCCUCGUCUGGUGGGGGGGUCCCAGGAUCGGGGCACCGCCUGUAAACCACAGGACACCUGAAGCUCUGGCUGCUUGCUCUCGGGCAGGGGGUGUGGGUGCAGGAAGGUGUUAGCGCUGCCCCACGGUACGGGUCUUACGAGUGGACGGUGGGUUCUGCAUUUAGGGAGUUCUGGUCGCUUCAGAUCUGCAGAACCGGAAAGAUGGACAUCAUGUGUGUUUUGAUGGAGAAAAAUCUUUUCGCAGGAGGGAUCUUUGGUUCAUGUGUGUUGGUCUUUUAUUGCGAAUAAAACCUCUCUGCUUGUGGACACGGGCAGAAGGCUGCCAGCCCUGCCCUGCCUUGCCUACUGAGAGCCAGCGCGCCAUGAUUUUCUAGUCUUUCUCUAUGACGUGUGUAUCCUUGUAGCCUGUCUCCAACUAGUUCAUCCAGGAUAGACCUCUGAAAGAAAGUGGUUUUGGUUGAUUUAGGGUUUUUUUUGUUUGUUUAGUUACAAAUCACUAUAGUUUGGCCAAAUGAAAAGGGAAAAUAAAUUAACUCUUUGUUUUGAAAACAAACAGUCCUCUGUGGGGUAAAACUUCACCUCAGGCACCGCAGCAGCCAAGCGUGGCCUCUGCCUAACAGACCCGUUUUCCGGCAAGACACAAACAGCCCCAACGCUUCCGCACAACCACCUGCCACACCCGUUUGUGGUUGUCCUGAACAGAGGUCGCUGUGGCGCGGGAGCCUGACCUUGCUGCCAUGCCGGUGUGCCCGCCUCCGCGUGUGCAGUGCCUGGUGAGCCGUGUCCUGAGCACGUGCCAGGCGGCCGUCUGCAGCGUUGUGCCCCGGAGUGUAGUUGUCUUACAGGUAUGUCUAACAUGUGCUGCGUUUUGGGGGUACAAAGUAAGAUUUUCACAUGUGUGUACUAAAACGCAUGUGGUAUUGGGGAGGCAGGAGCCCACGUCUUCGUGGGGGUUGCAGUUGCGGAACCGUUCUGGAACUCAGGUCUCUGGAGGCUUGCGUCUUGCAGGGAAGGGCUGGGCUGGCAAAUCCAUCAACUUUGGUCGAUUUUGGCCCUUGUGGCUUUGGUGUUCACGUAUCCCCCACCUCCGCCCCGGGGUAGGCGCUAUGCCUCUAUUCCUGUGGCUGCUUGUGUGAGUCAGAGGGACUGCUUGUCCCCCAAAGAUCAGAGUUCUAGGUUUACAUUGCUGAUUGUUGCUUCUGAUGGCGGAGGUGUAGACAAACAGAUGGACCCCAUUUUUGCAGUCCCCGUCCACAGAAUCAGAUGCAGGGGGGUUUAAAGAGCCAGCGCCUGUUUCUUUUUCCUUUGCUUUUUCCUGCUUUACCUCUUUUGGGGGCCAGACACUUAAGGAUGAAGACUUUGAAAAGCAACUGCAUGUGAAGGGAGUUUGGAAAGACCACACACAUGCCCCGGGAACGACAUGUACUCAGAGAAGAACUACAGAAACCUUCAGUGUUUACCCCUGGCUGGCACAGUGAUACCCUUAAAACAACAAAAUCCCGCCAUUCUGGUGAAGGGAGAGUUUCUGAUUUCCAGAAUUCCCACAUUAUGAGAUUUCAGAUGUCCAGUUUUCAACAAAAUCACAAGGCAUACAAAAGAGUAGGGAAGUAAGGCCCAUUAAAGGAAAAAAUGCUGUCUCAGGAGGAUGAGAUGGUUUAAAACCACCAUCCUAAAGACCCAGAGCUGAAGGAAGACGUGCAUGGAGUCAGGAAAAUGAGGUGCCCCCAAAAUUCCAGAGCUGGAGAGUACAGGUAAAACCAAAAAGAUAGAUGGGAUGAUACCAAACAAAUCUCUCUGCUUCAGAGGAAAUAACAGUAAGGCACCUUAUGAAAUGGAGAAAAUGCUGAAAAUCACUAAUACAGGGAAAAGAAGAUGAAACCUAUGUGAGCUCACUCCCACCAGGAUGGACACUUAAGAAAACUGUGGUGUUGGUGAGGGCACGGAGAAAACAUUCAGUUUACCAUCUUAACCCAUUUAUAAGUGUACGAUCCAGUAUUAAGUGUAUUCACGUGGCCGUACAACAGAUCUUUAGAACUUUGACAUCUUGCGGAACUGAAACUCUGACCCCAUGAAACUAAUCCCUCCCCAUCCCCUGGCUUCCACCUCUCAACUCCCUGUUUCUGGGAUUCUGACAAACUUGGAUUUUUCAGGUGAACCAUGGAGCACUGGUCCAUUUGUGAAUGGCUUACUCCCACGCAGGGUCCCUGCGGUCCAUCCACACACAGGUCCGGGCUUCCUAUCUUCUUAAGACUGCACUGACACUCCUGCAUGCCCUUCUCUGCAUCCAUCCACCUGUCCGUCCGUCCAUCCAUCCCUCCAUCCAUCAUCCCAUGACCCAUCCAUCCAUCCAUCCAUCCAUCCCUCCAUCCAUCCAUCCAUCCCUCCAUCCAUCUCCAGACUGCCGGGUUGCUUCUUCCUAGUGGCUAUUGUAAUUCUGCACCGAAGGUGAGGUGCACACGUCGCCCGGAGAUCCUACUUUGAAUUCUUUUGGGCUUCUACCUCGAAGUGGGAUUGCUGGCUCGGGAGGACUCGAACUUCUGAGGAACCCCCAGGCUGUGUCCCAGAGUGGCUGCACCAGUUUGCAUUCCCACCAACAGUGCACGAUGUUCCCCUUUUUCUCUCUCUGUCUGUCAUGAAUAAAUUAAAUCUUAAAAAAAAAAACAGUUUUGCCCAGGUGGCUUCACUGGUGAAUUCUGCCAAACGUUUAAAAAACCACACCAAUCCUUACUCUGUUCCCCAGAAACGAAGAGAAGGGUAUGUUUCCUAACUCAUUCCAUGAGGCCAGCAUUGCCUGGAUACUGAGGCCAGACGAAGACACCACAAGGAAACGAGACCAAGGUCCCUGGUGAAUACGGACAAGUCCUCAACUGAAGGCUAGCAAACCACCCUGAGCAUGUUGGAAGGACUACUUGGCAUGAGCCCGUGAGGUUCCUGGGAAUCAAGGAUGGCCGGCGUGCGGAUGUGACGUGUCACGUUAACUUGGUGAAGGACUGGAACCAUGGGACCUUCUCAGUGAUGCAGAAGAAGCAUUUGAUCAAAUGCAAUACCUUUUCCUGAUAAAAGCACUCAAAAAACUGAGAUGGAAACUACUUCAGAAGAGAUGGCAUCUCUGGAAAGUGUACAACCACCAUCACACUCGGUGGCAAGACUGAACACUUCCUCUGAGGUCCGGGGCAAGGCUGGCAUGCUUGUGCUGGGCACUCCUGCUCAACAACACUGCGGUCCUAGCCAGAGCAGGGAGACGAGAAGACAGAGCGGGCAUGUGCAUUGGGAAGGAGAAAAUUAAAUCAUCUCUGUUCACAGACCCACAUGGUUUUAUAUGUAGGGAACUCUAAAUAUUUCAUACUCAAAAAAAUGAACUCAGCAAAGUUUGCAGGAUAUAAAAUCAAGCUACAAAAAUCACUUAUGUCUCUAUACACUGACAGUGAACAACCAAAGAAGUACAUUAAAAUAAUUCCACUUAUAAUAGGAUGAAAAAGGAGAAAAUUUGGGGAACUAAGCAAGGAGGUGGAAGAUGUGUUCACUGCAAGGCAUAACACUGCUGAAGGAAAUGUGGAGAUGAACAUACGCCAAGACCCGUGUUCGUGGGCUGGAGGACGUGAUAUCGCCCAGCUGUCCGUGCUGCCCACAGUGGUCUGCGGAUUCGGUGUAACCCUUCUCUCAAUCCCAAUGAUGCUUUUUGUCAAAAUAAACCCAUCCUUAAAGUUCACGUGGGAGCUUCAAAGAACAGCUGAAAUCUUCUGAAAAAGAAUAAAGUGGAGGACUCACGCUUCCUGAUUUCAGAACUUGAUUCAAAGCUGCAGCAAUCAAGGGCGUGGGCAGCUGGCGUGAGGACGGCUGGAGGUACCCAUGCCAGCAGCAAAGCCUGGCGGCCUCGCAAGCAUGGUCCUGCAGCGCCGGGAACCUGCUCUGUGUGGAAUGAGGCUUCUAAAGGCAACUGGACCUCGAGCAUGGCAGUGGGAAUGGAGAUAGUGAAUAAGUGAUAGCAGAGGCACCCCAUCUGGGGGCAGCCCAAGGAGAGGGACCGUUCCCCGUGGCAGCACUUUUCUAAGACCUUGUCCCGAGGGAGGGGCCGUCAGGUCUGCAGCUGCAGUGAGGGCCUCAGCAGUCCCUUGAGCACCGAGGUCUGCCCUGGACCAGGCCCGCCAGGCUGGCUGCAGGCCCCUGAGCCUCGCGGUGUUGGUGACAGCACCCCUGUCCUGGGCUGUGGGAGUGGGCUUCAAGCUGCCUGCAGCCUGCCUGCUCAGCAACACUGUCCUCUCCUGGAAAUCUGAAGGUAGCUUGACUUUUGCUUCACUUCCCUCCCUUGUCCCAACCUCUCCCUCAUCCUCUCCCAAAGAUGUCAAGAAGAAAUGUAAUCUUAAUAAUUCAUUCAGCAACUUCAACAGAACUUAAUGCACACUCUGAAGGUCAUCUCUCUGGUUGCCGCUCUCCCAGGAAAACUACCGCUCGGGGUUUCGGUCUCACACCCUCGUGUGUGUGUGAUAACCUGCUUAUAAAACCUGCCAUUUCCGGUGUGCGCGCAGCGGCAUGAAGAACAUUCACUGGUUGUGCGCGUGUCCCCCUUGGGUUAGUGCAUUCUCAGAUGUCGGCUGGGUAAGCCAAAGCACAUACUGAUUUCUGAAGUCAAGGACAUCGGUGAAGUUUACGUUUACCUCAUGGAUUGGCAUCAAAUGAAGACAAGGAAAGGCAGGACUGGGAUUUUGAUGCUGCAUUGAGUGCGCUUACCCCUUGACUGUAGCUGGGGGGCCGCUGAGCUGUUUGCGAAGCUUGAUCAUUUCAGGUCUUGGUUUCAGGAUGUGUUGGGUGAGACCAAGUAGUCCUAAAUCUAGGCUAACCCUCCCACCGGGACAGGUCACUUGUGAGUAUCUACCCAUUGCUGGGAACCAGUAAGCUUUCCAUGCUGGCUGCUGGGUGGAGCUGCUCUUCGGGGUCCAUGGGGGUACCCAGCACUGUUCCCUCCGAUCCUUUGCGGGGAUGCGAGGGCUGACCCGUCCUCAGCCGGAGCCUUGAGGAGUGGCUGUCUGCACAGCGCUUCUGUAUCAGCUGCCCGAGUUUGGGUGUGGAAAGCGGUGAACGUGCUCCAGUUCGGCCCUUGGCUGUAAUGGAAAACACAGAGCAUGCCAGCAUUUCUGAUUUUCCUUGUUCCUCGGGGUUUUGGCAAUCCCUGGUAGCGUCGUUUCUGCAGAAGGGAAGCGUAAACAUGAAACAGGCUUCAGGAAUCAUGCCCACUGUCUGGGUCUCGUUUUGUUCUGUUCUCUUUGAUUUUAAGCUUGCCUUAUUCCAGAAAGGAUUUUAGAAAAUAUGGGGGAAUUAUGAAGGCAUCUGUCUGAAGGAGGCGGCUGGGAGACCACUAAGGCAGGGAUAGGAAAGGCAUGAAGCACCAUUCUCCAAGCAAGGGUACCAGGACCCACAGAAGCACCUGCCUCUUCUCUGCAGCUGGAGGACAAAUACCGUACGAUUUCACUCAUGUGGAAUUGAAGAAACAAACCAAAUGAGCAAAGAGAAAAGAGAGAAAUAAAGGCAAACCAAGAAACAGACUCUUCACUCUAGAGAACACACUGGUGGUCACCAGAGGGGAGGUCAGUGGGGGGAUGGGUGAGACAGGUGAUGGGGAUGAAGGAGUGCACUUGCUGUGAUGAGCGCCGGGUGUUGUAUGGAAGGGUUGAAUGACUACAUUAUACACUGGAAACUAAUAGAACACUGUAUCUUAACUAUGCUGGAAUUAAAAUAAAAACUUUCUAAAAAUGAAGUCCAGGGGUGCCUGUGGCUCAUUCAUUAAGCGUCUGCCUUCAGCUCAGGUCAUGGUU
This is a messenger RNA of Zalophus californianus (California sea lion), 7864 nucleotides long. It is a transcript of the gene GTPBP4, whose product is annotated as GTP binding protein 4. Gene Ontology annotation, biological process: ribosomal large subunit biogenesis. The transcript has 17 exons. Lineage: Eukaryota; Metazoa; Chordata; Mammalia; Carnivora; Otariidae. The record is from RefSeq and is a predicted model, not a curated record. Bases 105 to 2009 code for a protein of 634 amino acids. Gene Ontology annotation, molecular function: GTP binding; GTPase activity; RNA binding. Gene Ontology annotation, cellular component: nucleolus.